AUGUCGACUCAUCACUCACGAUCGCAGCAGGACCGCGUGCCAGCUUCGCUUAGAAAGUUAGUUGAGCUGUCUGCCAAUCAAACAAUAAACCAAUAUCAGAACAUUAGUUCAAUAGAACUCGUUGUGCGUCAGCAACCCGUCAAGGCACGCCUCUGCAGCUUCAAAGAGAAAGUUGACAGGCGUCCGGUUGAUCCACCGCCUAUCGUUCAGCUGAUUUGCCGUGACCCAGACGAUCAAAGCUAUUUGCACGAUCCUUAUUUUUUCCUUUACGCUACGCUUGCAACUACGGAUGGUCAAGAUUUACACUUUAUGAACGGCACAAGAACUACAGCAGGCUCGGUUGUGCAAUCCCUACACAAACUUAAAGACAUUGAUGAUAAAGAUGGUGGUUUCUUCAUCUUUGCCGAUAUCAGUGUACGACAUGAAGGUUUCUUCAAGCUCAAAUUCACGCUUUUUAAGAUUAUCGAGCAAGUAUCACACGUACUCUUUUCAUUGCACAGUCGACUGACUCGAAAAAUAUUUUUUUCACGGCUGUACAACAGAACCCAUGUAUAUCGUCUGUGCUCUGCGUUUUCGGAUGCGUUCCAAGUGUACUCGCCAAAGACAUUUCCUGGCAUGUCAGAAUCAACUUUCUUGACACGUUGCUUUUCAGAUCAAGGAGUACGUAUUCGCAUUCGAAAGGAGACGAGGACACCAAGCAAUCAUACGAAAAGACGAAGGACUGAAGAGCAUGAAUACGAGGAUAACGAUGAUAGAUAUCGAUCGUCAACAGCUUCACAAUCGGAUGUAUCGCAUGCCAUGUCAAUGCAGAAUCUGUUACGCUCUGAUUCGACACCAACCGAUCCUCAACAUCCACCUCCACCACCUCCACCAUUAUCAUCUACGUCUGAAUACUAUCAUCGCCUUGAACCAACGACCACAGCAAUGUAUAGAUCAUCAUUGCAACUACCACCUAUACAACAAUCGGUACCACGGGACCCACAUUUUCCCGCCAGUGGCAUGCUUAGUACUUCACGACCCAUAGUCGCUGAUCAUUCGUCAUUGUAUAAUAGCAGCAGCAGCAGCAGCAGCAGCAGCAAUAAUUAUGCGAGUACCAGCAACAUGAGUGAUGCACAAAGAGCAUGGUCGUCAACAGCAUCAUCGUCUAAUCCAACGACGAACAUCAACAAUCAUCACCAGUAG
Lichtheimia ornata is the source of this 1182-nucleotide messenger RNA. RefSeq lists its product as uncharacterized. The record is from RefSeq and is a predicted model, not a curated record. NCBI's taxonomy places the organism in Eukaryota, Fungi, Mucoromycota, Mucoromycetes, Mucorales, Lichtheimiaceae. The coding region runs from base 1 to 1182 and encodes 393 amino acids. The transcript has 7 exons.